GAAAAAUUCAAAAUGGAAUUUUGUGCAACCAUGAGUUAUCUUUUUUCAUUUAUUAAAAUAUGUAUUUAUUUAUUUACUAUACAUUUUAACUGUUUAUUGUUCACAGUAUUCAACCACAAUAAUUAUUGAAGUAUAUGUAUCAAUAUCUAUCAUGGAAGUUGACCAACGUGUUGAUAAUUCUUCACAAAAUUCAAAGUGAGCAAAUUUGAUAAUUAAUAUUGGUAGGUAUAAUUUUUAUAGGUAUUAAGGUGCCUGAGAAAUCUAAUUUUUUUUAACAAUGUUACUAAUAAAAUAAAGGUAUUAUACCUAUAUUAUAUAAUUAUAUAUAUUGUUAUAUUAUAAUAAACCGAAUUAUUUUACCUGAAAAAUUUUAGAUUUAAAAAUAAUAACAUUAAAUUUCUUGUAAAAUUUAAAAAUCUGCCAUAGAAUGUUUCUAUGUUGAAAAAUAUAUUUCAUGAGCUCUCUUUUUUGAGUGGCGAAACCUUUUGGUUUGAAGUGGAAGAAAGAACUGGGAGGUCUUGGCAUCCUCCAACAAAAGAAAAUAUGAACAAAAUUAUUUUGCUAGGUCAAAUUAAGUAGCACUUAAUCUCAAUGUUUACUCUAGACUAGGUAGGUACUCUGUGGAUAAAAUUGUUAGACUAAACAGAAAUACUUGAAAAUGUAACAAGAAACAUUAAAAUCGUACUUUGUGGUAAAUUAAAAUUUGAACAUAAUGUAGUACAGUAGAACUUUGAUAGGUCGAAAUUCAAAGGAAAUUUUUGACCAGAGCCGUUAAAUUAUGUCUUAGGAAAAAGAGCAUGGUCGUAUGUUAUGUAAAUUGUGCUCUGGUAUAUUUUAUACAUAUGUAAAUUGCGGGCUUUGUAUAUUUUGUGUAAUAUAUGUCUAAAUUGGUAUGGUUAAAAAUAUUGGUUUUGCUUUAUUUGUGUAUCUUUAAAAAUGUAUUAUUAACAAUUAUUAGUAAUAAUGUAAAAAUGUGUGUAGUUAAAAAUCUAUAAGUAAAAAAAAUGUAUGAUGAACAAUAAAUAUUUUGUAAUUAAGAUAAUGCUCUCAUAUAGUCUAACCAAGUAAUUUUGUUAGUUUGUAAUUCACACAUUUUAUCAUGUAUAAAUGUUUCUUCUAUCAUAUUUUUGGUUUUUGUUCCUUGGCUUCUCUAGGUGAUAAAGUGGCAUUGUAUGGUUUUUUUUAAAAUUUCUAUGAAAUUAAAUAUAUUUGGGCGUGAUGAAUUAAAUCAACUAUUUAAUUUUUUAUUAAAUGAUUCACAAUUAUUUGUUGUGCACAUUGUUAUUGAUGCAAAUUCAGCCCAUAUCUGUGGUGGAAAUUGGUUAAAUAUAUUUCAAAUAUGUAUUCAGUAAAUAAUAUUAUCCUAUCAUCUUGUAGUUGCAAUGUCAUAUUCUGCACAAAAUAAUCUCUAACCGUAUCAAAACUUAAAAAGUAAUUUUAAGAAAUUGCUUGUAUUUGUAUGGUUGUUUUUGUAAGCCCUACUUAAACCUAAACUUAGGACUUUUCCUAUACCAACUUUGACCUAGGCGAAAUCAACACCUUUUCACUUCAAUAGAAGACCAAACAUACAGAUUUGUGUAUAGUCUUUUCAAAGUCUUUAUACAAACAAUGGGACUGAACUAUAAAUUUUAUUUUUUUUGUAUUCUAACUAAAUGUUCAAAUGCCUGCAGAUAGCAUUGUGUAUUCUUUGAAGUUAGUAAAAUAUAAACCAGUGAGAUAUAAGACUGAUUAAUUGUACAAUGUAUUGUAAAUAAUUGACAACAUAAUUUUGGACAACUUUUAAAUGUACUGUCUAAAAAUAUAUUAUCCGAAUUGCAUAGUACUUUUAAAUUGCAGGGUACCUACUCAGUCAAUUUUUCAUUUUAAAUUUGUAGUACAUUUUUUUGAACUAUUUAUAAUAAUUUUUCCAAAUAUUUUGAGACUCAUUGUUAUACAAGAAGUGAUAUAUAUAUAUGUGUAUAUAUAUAUUUUUUGUAUACAAAUUUAACAAAUUAUAUUUUAGUAAAUUAAGUUAAUAAAUAUUUCUAAUUUAAAUUUUUUUUUUAGAUAACAGAUUUAUAUAAUUAUCAUACAAUAAAGUAUAUGUAAAAUAAAGCAGGUUGAAUAAAGUACUAGUAAUAAAUAAUAACAAAAAAAAAAAAAAAAAUAAAAUAAUAAUAAUGAUAAAUUUAUAAUAGGUAAUAAUAAAUUAUUUAUUUAUUUAUUUUAGAUUCUGAGUAGAGCGAAGAAGCUUAUGGUUUUACAAUGAUGUUUAUUUUUUUUCUGUGGACAACUUUUCCACAAGAGAUCUUGCUCCAAUUUUUAAGUGUAGUACCUUUUCUGAAAGGAAAUCUGACUUGGAAGGUAUUUUAAGGAGGUCAUUUAUUGAUUUUUUGAAGAGUUCACAGCAAAUGUUAAAUAUUAUUACAGAAAAUACAUUAUAUUAUUUUACCAUAAUAUGACAUAUAAUUGUUGACAAAACAUUAAUAUCAACUAAAUUCCACUCAGAAUCAUUUUUUAAUUAGCUCUGGUUUAUUUUUGUUUAGAGAUAUACAUUAAAUUCCCUUUUGUACCUUCCCAACUUCCCACCCACAACAGUGGCAGCACCCGUCCCCAUUAUCCUAGAACAACUUUGUUUAAUAUUGUGUAAAAUUAUAAAUUUAGUGGUAACUUAAUUAACCAUUCUGUAAUUCUGUUUUUUAAGUUGUAAAGAUUAACCAAUCCACCUUCGAAUGAAAAUAAGGAGCAUUCUUCUAUGAUAUGCAUCAUCUUAUGGUUGACAAUUUCGCAUUUUGUAUUUAACCAAAAAGGUGUACUAUAUUCUACCACUGAAUAUACAAAAUCCAAAGCAGAGGUUCACAAAGUCUGAGUAUUUGUUCUUGGUACCUGCCAGCUGGUGAUUAUGUUGUUUUUAGUUUUAAUUUUGUUUGCUGUGUUUUCAAGAUGUCUCCAAUAUCUAUCUAAGGUUACUCCAAGGUAUUUAGGUGUAGAUUCAUGUUUAAUACUCUGAUCUUCAGACUUGAUUUUCAUUUCAGUUGUGCUUCUCUGUUAUUGAAAUGAAUUUAAAUAAUAGAGAAAAAAAACAUUUUUUAACUAUUAGGUUUGAUCCUCCAUGUUAAAAAGUAAAUCCUAAAGUUUUCCAGAGCCUCAUUUAAAAUACUUUCACACUAUGCGAUUUAAGUAUUCUGGGUGACUAGAGCCAUAUCAUCAAUGUAUUGGAAUAUUCUGCAGGUUAUUUCUGGUCUAACAUUUACAUAUAAAUUGAAAAGUAAAAGAGUAAAUAUAGGAUCCCUGAGGUAAUCUAUUGCUUGUUAAGCACCACCUGUUCUCUUUGUUAUUAAGGAAAAUCUUACAUUUUCGAUUAGUUAUCAUAUUGUUUACCAAAUUAAUAGCCUUAACAGAGGGUACUACUUUGGUUAGUUUUAGCAUUAGUGCCUCUCUCUGAACUGUAUCAUAUGUGGAUAAUAGAUGAAUAAAUACAUAACUUAAUCUUAGUAAGCUAAGUAUUAAGUACUCUUAGUAAUUAAUCAAAUUUUAAUUGUAACAUUGUUAUAAAUGUUGAUUGGUCAACUGAAUGUAAUCUGUAGUCUUUUUAGGUAUUUUUCGUUAUUUGCACAAUAAAUAUAUUUUAUUAACACAUUGUUACCAAGAAUUAAUAAAAAGAGUUUUUAUAGAUAUUUGUAUUUUUCAAUUUCGUCAAGAUGAAAAAUAAUCAGUUCUUUGAGUUAUUGCAUUGUACCUAUUUGUAAUUUAAUAAUUAUAAGUAUCUAUUUAUUUUACCUACAUUUAUAAUAUAAAAUUCUGCUAUGUCAUGCAUUUAUCUAUAGCAUGUACAUUUUAUUAACAAAUGAUGAAAAUAUGGUUGACGUAAAUGGAAAGGGAAUAUUUUCCGGGCAGGGGUCAACCAGACUAGUGCCAAAAUGUUUUAUAAAUGAUGUAAAAUAACAUUUGAUAGACUGAAACAACAUAUUCUGAAUACAGAUUUUUAUAAUUUCUUGAGACACCCAUAUUUGUGUGUUUACCAUUCUGGGAAACCAUAAUUGACUAAAUAUUAUAAAAUUCAGUUUAGACAUAUAAUAAUUAGCGUACUAUCAUUAUUUGCAAAAUAUAACUUCAAGUAACAAAAAGAAUACAAUAGACAUUAGAAAUAUAUUAUAUAAUACAAACAAAAUCAUAAUAAUCUUAAUUUAUUAAACAUUUUUAAAUAUAAUUCUCAUAUCUUGUUUGUUUUAUUAUGUGCUAAUCUGUACUGUGUUACUCUCUGUGUACCUCUUACAUAUUGUGAUACAAUAUUGGAAUAUAAGAACUAAUAAAUUGAUGGUUAAAAAUACAUCAUUAGUCAAUAUCUAGACGUGUAUUAUUUCAGUGGUUUUCAAAUUUUUUUGACUAUGACACUUUGGUUUUCACAGUAUUUUCAUGGCACACUGUUACCUUUUUUUUGUUAUUCAAUUGUUUGCACUAAAUUAGAACUAAUAUCAAAAUUAAUGAAUCAUACUCUAAGGAAUCAUAAUCAAAAGAGUUACAACAUUAUACUUAACGAGUGGAUCGCCAUAACCAAUAGUCACAAUUUACGGAAAACAAAUUUCAAAAGUCAGGGGCACACCUAGUUUGAAAACCACUGUAUUAUAUUAUAUUUUAAAAGCUUUAGAAUUUUUAAUGUAAUUAAUAAUCUUUUUUUUCAGGCACAUAACAUGCAAUUUCAAAGAUGCUGAAGAACAAUUUAAUAAUAUCCAAAUUAAAAAAGAAUAUGAUUUAAUUGAUGGUGUUGAGUAUAUAAGUGAAAUCAAUAUUGAACCAGAUUCUGUGGAAUCAAUUUUGUAUCAAAAACCAAAACAGUAUGAUGUAUAUAGUAAAUCAUUAGAACAAACACCUGAUUUGGUAGUUGGCACGCGUAAUCAAACUGGUAAAACACAUAUAUGUAACAGGUGUGAGAAAUCGUUUGGACAACAAAGUAAUUUAAUAAGACAUUUAAGGACUCAUACAGGUAAAAAACCUUAUAAGUGCAAUGUUUGUAUGAAGUCAUUUUCACAAUUGGUUAAUUUGAAAAUGCAUGUAUUAAUUCAUACUGGAGAUAAACCUCAUAAAUGUGAUUUGUGCGAUAAAUCAUUUACACAAAAAAGCAAUUUAAAAUCUCAUAGGGUGAAUCACUUUGGAGAUACACCUUACAAAUGCCACAUGUGUCAGAAAUUAUUACAGAAGGAAUACAAAAGUGAUUUAGAAAUUCACCCACAGACUGAUACUGGUACACAACCUUAUAAGUGCAAUGUUUGUAUGAAGUCGUUUUUUCAAUCAAAGUUUUUAAAAAGUCAUUUAUUAUUGCACACUGGAGAUAACCAUUACAAAUGUGAUGUGUGUCAUAGAUUUUUUAAACAUAAAAAGGGUUUAGCAGUGCACAAAUGGGUACAUACUAGAGAUAAAAUAAUUAAGUGUGAAAUUUGUAUGAAAUAGUUUUUACUAUUUGCCAGUUUAAAAUCUUAC
Messenger RNA from Cinara cedri, 5457 nucleotides. The record is from the annotation of a GenBank genome assembly. NCBI's taxonomy places the organism in Eukaryota, Metazoa, Arthropoda, Insecta, Hemiptera, Aphididae.